UUCUGUUGCCAGUGGUAACCAAGGAUCCUCAAAUACUUUCCUCAAAGUUACAUAACACAGGUUUAUCUUUCUUUCUGGUUUAUUUAUGGCCGCUGGAAAUGGAGCUGAAUCAUUGGAAUUCAAUUCUGGAGAAAGUGAAACCGCAUAUACCGACCAUCAACUUUAAUUCUUCAUCGUCUGAGGAUGAAGGGAUUGUCACAAUUUUUCAAAGACCAGCUGGUCUUUCUCUGAAGGUCCCUGAAGACACCCAGGAGGACAGUUUUCCAAUGGAAGAUGCUGAACUGGAGGAGCUGUUGAAACCUUUCGCACAGACAUGCUGGUCAGAAGAGAAUUGCAGCCAGAGUGUGAAGUUGGAUGAUGAAAUUGUAGAAAGCACUACUGCAACUCACUGGGGUACACAGCACUCUGGUACUGCUGCUGAGGCAAGUGCUUGUGAGAAAAAUCAGGUGGAGUUGAACAGAGUCAAGCUGGAUGCAAAAUCAAAUGUGGACAACACUAAAUCUGAUAAGGGUUUUCCUGUUCUCUCAUUUGCGAUGCUUGAUCAGUGGGAUUUGGAUGAUGUCCUCCAAAAUCUCAAAGAUGAGCUGCCUCUGCAACAGGGUGUGUCAGGGGAAGUUGCAAAAAUACAUGCAGAUGGUGACAAGGACAGGUCCCAGAAUAUAAUGGAGAAGCUCGUUGCUUUCUGCAAGAGCCAGUCUGUGUCAGAUCUUGCAAAAAGUCCUAACCACAUUAGACAGAAUAAUGUGUGCAAUAAAUCAUUUGAAAACAUGGCAACAGAGUUGCAGUUGAGCCACCAGGAAUGUCCCACAGUUUAUAUUGACUUGCGCUGCCCUGAUCCUUCAAUAAAACCACCAAGAACAUCCCCAAAGCUUUCAUCAGAUUACAAGUCACCAGCCAAACACAACACUCACCAGGAAAUACCACCUGCAAAGAAACCCAAUCUUAAAGUGCAUAUUGGAUCACGGGCGGGGGACAGGGAAGUGACUGGCAAGAGUAUGUUGCUUCAGAAAAUAAGGGAGAUGAAUGGAAAUGGGAAUAAAUAUCCCAAAGAACCAAAGCAGCAGAGAGACCAACGACAGAGGCAGCAAGUUAAGCAGACAUUACAACAUGAACACCAGCAAAUUCUCAAGGAACUGAAAAUACAUCGUCCGACUAAAUCUGUCAGAGAGAAGCAGCCAGCUGCUGAAAAGACUGAUGUUCUUUAUGAUUUUGAAGCAUCUCAUCUCCAGUCAAUCAGUACACUUCCAGCAGAUAUUGCAAGUAAGGGGUGCAUGCUACUUACUGUCAGCCUCUCCAGUCCUGGUAUGGUUGAAGGCAGAUCUUAUGGAAAAAGAAAAUAUCUGGAUCCUGUAACCAAAGCAAACAUAUACAACACUCUUGUGGCUUGGUUUCUGUCUUUGGUUGGCCCAGACCCUCAUCAUGAUGAAGAUGAAGUUGGUGCAAAGGUCCCGUUCUGGGUUACAGGACUCCAGCAGCUGUGGACUGAGGACGGGCUAGCUUUGCAUGUUUUAGCUGUGGCUCGUUACAGCUAUACACCAAGGAAAAGGGACACAGACAUCCAUGCACCUUUCCAUAAACAUGUCUGCAGAUUCCUCUCCGAGACCCCUCUCGCUUUAAUUGCCCACUGGCUACCUCCGACCUCACCCAUCCACCUGCCUUCUUCUUAUUUAAGUUGUUUUAUCUCUGCCACUUCAAACAAAAAGGUUAUAGAUAGGACAUUUGGUCUCAGUCCAGGGUUUUACUGGCAGACUGUGGAAACUCAGGAGUGUGUUUGUAAGGGGAGAGAGACCGCACAAGAGCUGCACACAGAGGUAUCAUUCACUCUGUGGUGUGCCUUUUCCCUACAUCCCAUCAUAACACACCAUACCCUCCAGCUCGUUCUCAACUCAGGACUCGAUGUGUGUGGUCUGCGGCUCCUUUAUCCACCACAGGGGGUCCUGAGUAACUGUAUUGGUGCUGAACCAGUUAUCCAAAGAGCCGAUGAGACCUGCUGGCCUGUCCUAGCUUUAGCUGUUCGGGGCCCUCGUGCUCACUCAGUGAUGAAGGAUUUAACCAAUUCUUUGCUGCUCAAGAAGACAGAGCCAACUUCUAAAACCCACUGCAGAGGUCAAGGAUCUCCACUCUUGUACUCCCCUCAACUGGCCAGUCAAGUCCACAAGGAGCUGUGCUUGUGGUUUUCAGGACGGCUUCGAGGAGGAAGGACACAGAAUCACAGCCAGCCUAAUAAGGUUGUAUCUUCAGGAGACAGAGCUGGAUGCAACCUGUUCAAUGUUAGAUCAUCUGCCCUUCUGUGUGCUACAACUAAAGGUGACAUGCUCCUUGUGGUGUCACCUAUUGUGCCUCCAUGUUGCUACGUCCAAGUGCUGGCUGUAUGUGAACGUAGAGGCUUCAGUCUGAGGGGGCUGCAGAGGUUGCAGCUACAAAGUAACGGAGCCGCAGUCCUGGGACUCACCAACCAGCAGGCACUUGUGUAUUGCAGUCCACCUAUUGUCCCCCUGGAUCAGGAGGAGCUAGAGUUGCCUUCUCACUCUCUGGUGUUGAUACUGAGGAAAGAAAAUGCGUUGUGUCACAGUGUUACUCUGCCAGCAGCCCUGAUGAGAGAAUUUGAGGCACAACAGCUUCUGGGUUGCAUCCGCUCCAGACGUAAUGAUGAUCAGGCAGUAGAGCCAAGCUUGUGUUUCCACACUGUGCCUUACAACAGCAACCUGUUCCAUAUAUUUGUUAGGUGUAUGUGGGCAGUGCCAAAUCCUUCCGAUGUGAUCCUGUCACGGCAAAAGUGUCCAUUCAAGUCUGACAUGGAGCAGGUGGUGAUUUUGACACUGUGUGGAAAGGACAUGAGCCAAGGCCUGAGCCUCCUACACAGAGUGCUGACAGAAAGGCCACAAGGUGAUGUGCGAUAUUCACCAUUUGAGCUGCUUGGCCUGAAGUGGCUGCCCGUGUUGACUCGACUUCAGGCCCAGGGGCUGAGUCCUUAUGAGGUGGGAGAGCAGCUGUACCAUGGCAGUCUGGACCGUCUGAUGUCAUCUCCUGCUCUAUUGUGUGCUCUUAGAAGACCGGAUGCUUUUGCUUCACUGCAGAAGCUCCUACCACACGAUUAUCCUGGUGACCUGAGCGUCCUGAUGUCACCCACACCUGAAGUGGCUUUCAGACAAGCCUCCCUCUUCUUCUUUGACCAUGAGAUGAUUCCUGAUCCACAGAUGCUGCUCACUGUGUUCCUCUUCAAACCAAGCGUCUGGAAUCACACUCUGGCUACGAUACUCUGCAAACUCCAGCAGAGUGGUCUCACGUUGGUGGGCUUGCGAGUAGUGACCCUGGACAAAAGUGAUGCUAACUCACUACUGUCUGCGGAAAAUGACCCCUCAGACUUGGAGGCCCGUGUGCAGUUCCUGUGCUCUGGCUCAUCGCUGGCUCUCUGCUUCAAGGGGGAAAAUGCUGUGCAGAGGCUUCUGGACAUGCUGGGCCAGGAGGACUCAUCCCUGUGGACAGCCUGCUAUGGAUCGCGAACAUAUCAGAGAGCGAUUCAGGAUGUCAAGAGGUUUUUCCCAGGGGGGCUCUGCUGUGCUGAAACCAGCAUAAUGAGACAAGAGCAGAUAUUUAGCCUGUGUUCAGACUCUUUAGCUUCUGUAGUGCGUGAGCAAAGCUGCACAUUGGCCCCUGCAGCCAAAGAAGGUCUGUCACCUCUGAUGGCGCCAGGACCAAGUGGAGUACCAGGGACCCUGAUACACAUCGCUCUCUGGCAAACAACCUGUCUGCUGCUACCCUUAAAAGUGCCAUCUCAGCUGGACAUGCUGGAGCAGCUGCUGAGGUCAGGCUGCCAUCUGGUGGCAGGGAGGUUGACCAUACUGGAUAAUGAGCAGAGGCAACACAUCGCCAGGAUACUGUUAUCAAGUGGAAAUGAGAGGAUGACUCAUCUUCACUCGGCCCCCUGCCUCAUCAUCGCUCUUCAAUGGGAAAAGGUUGUGACCCGCUUUGACUUGAUCCUCCAGAGCAUUUACAAGGAGAGGUCAGACCUACAGAAAGUGGGGGAAACGAUGAUCUACCCAGAAAGUGAGAAAGAGGCCGAGCAGCUGAUAUGCUACCUGUUCGAUGCCUUGUCUCCUGAGAGCUGGUAUACCAUUGUACCAUGAAGUUAAAAUGUGUGAAGACGUACAUACACAUUUUACAAACAUUAAGCAACAUCUGUUGCAUUUUUAUACUGAAAAAAUGUAAUUCAUAAUUCCAAAUACAUGUUUUAGAUAAUAUAAAUAUCUUUUUCAA
This is a messenger RNA of Thunnus maccoyii (southern bluefin tuna), 4257 nucleotides long. Its product is annotated as dynein axonemal assembly factor 8. The record is from RefSeq and is a predicted model, not a curated record. The coding region runs from base 99 to 4127 and encodes 1342 amino acids. The transcript has 29 exons. Gene Ontology annotation, molecular function: dynein complex binding. Lineage: Eukaryota; Metazoa; Chordata; Actinopteri; Scombriformes; Scombridae.